Molecule: messenger RNA, 2108 nt
Organism: Mytilus californianus (California mussel)
Lineage: Eukaryota; Metazoa; Mollusca; Bivalvia; Mytilida; Mytilidae
Product: transient receptor potential cation channel subfamily M member 1-like
Exons: 8
Coding region: 320-1420 (366 amino acids)
Biological process (GO): calcium ion transmembrane transport
Cellular component (GO): membrane
Molecular function (GO): ligand-gated calcium channel activity
Source: RefSeq, a predicted model, not a curated record
UCAUUAUAUUUUCAAGAUUUGACAAUCAUGAAAAUAUAGUUAACAAGUUUAUGGUGGUGUCUUUUCUCAAAAUAUUAUAUUUUAAGUUGGUAUGGUAAUAUUCCUUCCUAUGUUGCUAAUUCAUGCAAUAGGAUUCAUAACUUUUAAAACGAAAGAAACAACGUAACAGCAAAUAAGUCCAGAUAAAUCUCGAGAUGAGGACCCAUAUCAAAAUCUAAAUGCUGACCAAGGUCACAAAAGAAUAGCAGAAUCCUAUGGGACCAGACUAAAUUCCAUACACCGCUUUUACAAUGCACCAGUUACAAAAUUUUUUGUCUAUAUGAUAACAUACAUGGCAUUCGUGGUGAUCUUUGCGAUAUUUGUUUUGACUGAUUUGCAUCCUUUGUCAGAAAAUCCGCCAUCUAUACUUGAAUAUUUAACUUGGUUGUGGACUUUGUCAAUAGCGAUAGAUGAAAUUAGACAGAUACAUCAAACACACAAGGGAUCAUUUUCAAAAAAUCUAAAGUAUUGGGCUAACGAUGUCUGGAAUAUAUUCGACAUUAUAAUGUAUCUUCUGUUCUUGUUGUAUGUUGUGCUACGAUGUUUACUGAAUUCGGACCAGUUUUACUUUGCCAGAAUGUCUUAUGCAAUUACUCUAUCGAUGUUUAUCUUGCGCAGCAUGCAUUUCUUCUUUAUCCAGAGGUAUAUUGGACCUAAAGUCGUAAUGAUAGGAAGAAUGCUUGGAGACCUUGGUUUUUUCAUUGCUCUAUAUGCACUGUUUCUAUUAAGUUUUGGAAUCAUGUACCAAGCUAUUUUGUUUCCGAAUUCGGUGUCAUCACCUUGGCAGCUGAUAAAAGAUGUUGUUUAUUUACCGUACUGGCAAGUGUACGGCGAGCUAAAUUUAGAACAGAUUGAAGGCGAACAACAUACAAACUGUACGAAUAGUCGUCAGCUCUACACGAAUGGACCAAUACCACGAUGUCCAAUAAAAAACCAGUUCAAUGCGCUGAUGCCGGCUGUGUAUUUAAUUUUGACAAAUAUUCUGUUAGUGAAUAUUAUUAUUGCAAUGUUUUCGCGAACAUUUGACACAGUACAAGACAACUCUGAAAUGAUUUAUAAAUUUCACAUGUAUGCAUUGGUACAUGAAUACUAUGACAGACCAAUGUUUCCCAUACCGAUAGUUAUACACUUAUGGAGAUUAAUAGUAUUUUGUUACGACCAUACACGGACUCCUAAGAAUUGCGGAGGCGCCUUUGUAAAUGAUGUUCCGCACGUCGAAAUUGAAAGACUACAUGUUGUUGAAAAAAUUGCAUUCGAAACUUAUCAACACGGACCUGAUUAUGCUCGUAGUAGAUAUGAUGCGAAGAACAUGAUGACUGACGAAAGGGAUAUAAACAAAGAAAUGGAAUCAACACCUACCCAGCAUGACAUCAAGGAUUAACGAGAGGAAAUGCAUCAAAUGAGAGACUUUUUGAUUCAGGAGAUACGACAUUUAGAUUAUCGACAACCAGUUGUAGCAUCAGAUAAUCUAAGGCGAUAAUAUGGCAUUAAAAGAUGCUUGAAUACAGUUUGCAUAACACAACGUCGGCUCUUACUAAUCAUAUUAUUGCAACUAACUUCUGUUUUGAACUGCGAUCACGUUUGAGUUACAUCGAAUUUUUGACAAUUCAUCUGAAAUAAACAGUAAAAGUUAUAGUGCAUCGCAUUAAAAACACAUAUAUUCACACAUAAGUUUUAUUUACGUAGAGUAGUAGAUCAUCAAUUAAGUUUGGUGUGUUUGUUUGUUUCAUUGCUAAGUUGGUAUUGUAUUUGUUGUAAAAGAUCAAGAUUAAGUUUUGCCACAAGUUUUGCUUUAACAUGUGUUGACUUUAUUCAAUUUGUAAAAGGUUUCCAUUGAGGUCAUGGGCACAUACAGAUGUGGUAUACAUAUUUUAAAACUGAUUGAAAGUAACUAUUAAUGUAUUUUGAAUUCAUAUAUGUACAUCAAAAAAGCAUGAUUCGCGUAUGCGUUAAAACAGUUUUCGUUCUCAGUGAAUCUUGAAUAAUCAGUAAAAAUGAAAACUUAAUCAAUAUGUUUUAUCUACUAACUAAUAAGUAUGUUUCUUUAUAAUAAAGUGUUUUAGAAAUUA